AUGCACACAUGCAGGUUUAAAGUUCAUAGUAACACUUCUGUUGAUUCUAAUGAAAUGGAAAACCCAAUUGAGGGAAUGUCUGUUCAAGACGAUCAAAAUGAUAAUCAAUCCAGUUCAAUCAAACAGAGUUUAGCAGCAGAGUCAAAAGUAUUAGAUGAUAAUCUAAUUAAAAAAACAAAGUCUUUUUAUAAUAAAGAUGAUGGAGAAGAUCAAGAUGAUGAAUCCAGUGAAUCCAGUUCAAUCAAACGGAGUUUAGCAGCAGAGUCAAAAGUAUUAGAUGAUAAUCUAAUUAAAAAAACAGUCUUUUUAUAAUAAAGAUGAUGGAGAAGAUCAAGGUGAUGAAUCCAUUCAAUCCAGUUCAAUUAAACAAAGUUUAGCAGCAACAGUAGAUGAGGGAGCUGAUAAAACAUGUAAAGAUAAUAUUGCAAGCGGUAAGACAUCGAAACGUUCGUAUCACGAUGGUAAAUCUAAGUCAGAAAUGGAUAAGUCUAGCGAAGAUUAUAAUAAAAAGUACUACCAGGAAUAUAUAACACUUGCUCUAUGGUGUAUAAAAAAACGUCCUGGCGAAGGACUUGAGGAUUUUAAGGAAAGAGGUAAUGAACGUUAUAAUAAAUCUAUACAUAAUAUAUAAAUUUAUGUUUGACGUAUAUUAUAAAAAAUUUUCCUAAUUAUUUACUUAUUUUAUGAUCAUGGUGUCAUCAAACAGAUUAUUUUUUUAGAUUUAUAACGUUGAAUAUUGUUUUAAUUUUAUUUAAUUUAACCCAGUAUAAUAUUUUCAGUAUACUGGACACAUCACCAUAGUGUAAUGAGAUAGUAGAGCACCGCUUAUGAAUUCUUUUCAUUUUUUGAUUUUCCCUAGAGUUUUUUCUAAUAAAUGGAAAAACCAAGACAAUAGGUACAAUAUUAAACAAACAUUGUAAAAGAAAAUAUGUAAUGCACGUGUAAUUAUUUUACCAUAUUAUGGCAUAUAAAUGAGUGAUGUCCCAACAAAAACCCUCCGUCAAGUUAGACAAAUUGUAAUAUCAAAAAGAGAAUAAGUAAUUUCUUAAAUUCAUUAGCAUAGAAAUUGUUUAUAAUUGAUAAAAUAAUAAAGUAAAAUAAAAAUUAUUAACUGUAAACUUAUACAUAAAUAUCAACACUAAAUGAAACUGUUAUACAUUUUAUAUGGGUAAAACAACUAAGAUAUAAAGAGUACCAUUGUGAAAUAAAAUUAAAAAAGACUGCCCCUAACUAAAAUUUCGCCAAACAUGUUGUAGAAAAUAACCAUAGUAUAAACUUUGAUAUUAACACAGACUUAGAGAUAUUAAAUACCCACAAUAACAUUUAAAUCAAUUCAGUUUUAGAAAAAUUACACAUAUACAAUGAAAUAAAGAGAAAAACAUUUUAAUAAUAUUUUAAAUGUAUUAACCGAUUUUAAAAAUAAUAUCUAAUGUCAAUACAUUGUAAAUAAUAAAUAACCCAUUUAAAAUUAUUUCUCCUAUAAAAAAAAAAUAUUUCUACGUAAACCGACUAAUAUUUGUAUAAUAUUUUUCUGUCUAUUAUUCCUUCAUUUCAAUUUUUAUAUUCAGUAACAUUUUACAUUUUGACUGUGAUAUACCUGAUGAUGAAUUCUAAACAGGUCAUAUAAUACACUUAUCAAAAUAAUCUAAAGUAUUUAUUUAUGCAUUUUUAAUUUUUAUAUAUAAAUUGUUGUUUUAUUCAUAUAUUUUUUUUACUAUAUUUGUUUAUAAUUGUUUGUGUCCAAUAAAAAUGUAAAUUUAAUACAAAUAAUUUGACUUAGCUUGGUUGGUUACUAUACCACACAUAGUAUGUACAUAAAUAGUGUUAUGGUAAUAUAUUUUAUAAUGGGGAUGUAAAUAUUCAUAUUGGCAUUGUAUAUUUAUUUGUUGUUGUAAAUAUUAGUGUCCGCCAAGCUAGUUAAAUUAUUUCUAUCAAAUCAUCGCACUUCCUCAAAUAUAGACAAUUUCUAAUGAAUUUAAGAAAUUAAUUAGCCCCUUUUUGAUAUUACAACUUUUCUAACUUGGGUUUUUGUUUUCAUAUAAAGGUUUUUACAGGUAGUUGAUGGAGGGUUUUAAUUGCGCAUAUUCUACUAUUAACCAAACUACGCUCAAAAUCAUUUUUCGUUAGCAGUGGUUUAUCAUACAGAUAUACAUAAAAAAUGUUUCUACUUAUAUACUUCCCAACUUUUCUCUUACAACAGUGGCUGCAUCAUUCUCAAUUAUCCUAGGACACAUUUUUUUUUGUUUUAUCGUAAAAUGACAAUUUGUUAAUAAAACUCGCAUAAACAUUGCGAUUGUAUUUCGGUUUGAAUAUUAAUCUGUAGUUAAUUAAAAAUAGUCUCACGAAGAUAUAACCAUUGUUAUAUGUCUGGAGAUAAUUUGAGAAUAGCAAUUUUAUUGUACUCCGUGAUAGUGUGAAGUACUAUAAUUUUUCAAAAAACUUAAAAUCACAAAUUUAAUGAAAAUAAAAACUAUAAAAUAACCAUUUUCAAAUUUGUUUCAAAACAAUAAAAUAAAGUUAUUUUUUUUUUACAAAACAUUGUUGUAUCACCUAUUCUCUAUUUUUCCUUUAUUUUCAAAAAUUGUGAUUAUUGUAUUUCAAGAUAUGCAUAUUUUAUAACUUAUUAAUAGCUUUAGAUUCAAAAUAUUGAACAUUAUACAUUUGACUAACUUGAUCUGGUUUUAUAAACCAAGUACAAAUCAAUUUUUAACAAUGUAUUUAGUCCCUAUCCUACAAAACAAUAUGUAAUAUUACCGAGUCAAAACGAUUUAAAUGACAAUUUGUUUAAAAAACAAUACAUUUAAUAUAGAAUAUUGUGUUUUAUUUAAUUUUGUUUUUUUAAUUUUUUGCAGUUAAAAAUUCGAAGGAACCAUUGAAAUCACCUCCAACUAAUAUGUCAAUUGAUGAAAAUUUUGAUGAAUUUAUUAAUGGAUUUAUUCGGUUGCACCCAAUACAUAUAUGCACCGAACUCAUGGAUAAAUAA
Messenger RNA from Cinara cedri, 2983 nucleotides. The record is from the annotation of a GenBank genome assembly. NCBI's taxonomy places the organism in Eukaryota, Metazoa, Arthropoda, Insecta, Hemiptera, Aphididae.